GUAAACUCACUCUAUGUGACACCCAAGUGAGAGUGAGGUUCCCAACCUAUUUUUCUUGCAGGUAUGCCAUACAAUCCAAAAGGAUAAAUGCACGCGCUCAUCACUCUCCCCGCUUAAACCCCUCAUUUGCAGCACCCUUAUCACCUCUUCCUCGGCUCCUCCUCCUCCUCCUCCAGCCACUACCCGGAGUCGACUGAUUCCAUGGCGUAUUCUCCUUCCUCCAUUAUCGGCGUUUCAUCCGUAUACCAACCCAAUCCGUCGCUAGAAACGUCGAGGAAAUCCAAUUCCACUCCCCCUCUUACGUCUUUCCCCUUCUCCGCCCAAAAGCUCCAUUUCUAUCCUAUAAAAUCUUCUUCUUCCUAUUCUUCUUCGAUUGUUCGCCUAAAGCAGCGCUCGAGCUUGAAUAAGCUCUCGGCGUCUGCUAUAGCCACUCCUAAUUCGUCUCUGAUCAGUGAGCAAGCUCUCAAGGGAUUCGGGGAGUUCACUCGGGAUUCUCUGAGCGACUUCGAAUCGGAGUUAGACGAGGACGGGAGCGGCUCGAGGGCUGGCGAGGAUGAAGAUGAACUCGCACUAUCUAAUUUAGGUCUGCCUCAGCGGCUGGUUGAGAGUCUCAAGAGAAGAGGAAUUACUCACCUUUUCCCCAUUCAGAGAGCUGUGUUAGUGCCUGCAUUGGAAGGUCGCGAUCUGAUUGCUAGAGCAAAGACAGGGACCGGGAAGACACUUGCCUUUGGCAUCCCAAUAAUCAAAAAGAUUACUGAAGAAGACCAAUCAUCAUUUUCCCAAAGAAGGGGAAGACUGCCUCGAGUGUUGGUCCUUGCACCUACUAGAGAGUUAGCCAAGCAAGUGGAGAAGGAGAUCAAAGAAUCGGCUCCAUAUUUGAACACGGCGUGUAUAUAUGGGGGAGUGUCAUACGUUGCUCAAGAAAGUGCACUUUCCCGUGGGGUUGAUGUGGUUGUUGGAACACCAGGAAGACUUAUUGACCUGAUUAACAAUAAUAGCUUGAAGCUUGGGGAAGUGCAAUAUUUGGUGCUUGAUGAAGCUGAUCAAAUGCUUGCGGUUGGAUUUGAGCAGGACGUAGAGGUAAUCAUGGAAAAGCUUCCUUCACAGCGGCAGAGCAUGCUGUUUUCUGCAACCAUGCCGGCCUGGGUAAAGAAACUAACACGGAAACAUCUGAACAACCCACUGACUAUUGAUCUGGUUGGUGAUCAAGAGGAAAAGCUAGCGGAGGGGAUUAAACUUUAUGCAAUACCAACCACAUCAGUCUUGAAACGGACUAUCCUCAGUGAUCUUGUAACGGUAUAUGCUAAAGGCGGGAAGACAAUAGUGUUCACAAAGACAAAGAAAGAUGCUGACGAGGUUUCCAUGGCAUUGACAAAUAUCAUUCCUUCAGAAGCAUUGCAUGGUGACAUCUCUCAGCAUCAGAGGGAAAGAACAUUAAAUGGGUUUAGACAAGGAAAAUUCACAGUGCUUGUUGCAACUGAUGUUGCAUCUCGUGGCCUUGAUAUCCCCAAUGUUGAUUUGGUAAUCCAUUAUGAACUACCCAAUGACCCUGAGACGUUUGUGCACCGAUCUGGUCGAACAGGACGGGCGGGAAAGGUUGGAAAUGCCAUCCUGAUGUUUACUAGUAGCCAAAGGCGGACUGUCAAAUCUCUAGAGCGUGAUGUGGGAUGCACAUUUGAGUAUGUAAGCCCCCCAUCAGUUAAUGAGGUUUUGGGCUCAUCGGCUGAGCAAGUGGUAGCUAGCCUUGGAGCAGUCCAUUCUGAGUCUAUUGAACACUUCAUCCCAACAGCUAACAAGUUGAUUGAGGAACAAGGAGUUAAUGCUUUGGCUGCUGCACUUGCAUUAUUGGGUGGUUUUGCUAAACCACCUUCUUCUCGUUCUCUAAUCACUCAUGAACAGGGAUGGGUUACGUUGCAGCUUACACGUGAAACUGGUUUCUCACAAGGAUUCAUGUCUGCUAGAUCUGUUACUGGGUUUCUGUCUGAUGUUUAUUCAACAGCUGCUGAUGAAGUUGGGAAAAUACAGAUAAUUGCAGAUGAACAGGUUACCGGUGCAGUGUUUGACCUUCCAGAGGAAAUUGCAGCAGAUCUCCUAAAUCAGCCAUUGCCACCUGGAAACACUAUAUCCAAGAUUACAAAGUUGCCUGCUUUGCAAGAUGAUGGGCCCCCAAGUGAUUUUUACGGAAGGUUUUCAAACAGGGAUAGGAGCCCACGAGGAGGAGGUUUCAGGGACCGACGAGGCGGCAGACCUUCAAGAGGCUGGUCCGGUGCCCGGUCAUCAGAUGAUGAUAGGAAUGAUGAUUGGGAUGAUGGGUUUAGACGUGGCCGAUCAAGAAGUGGAGGUAGCGAUUGGCUGAUCAGUGACACACGGUCCAACCGGUCAUCAUCUUAUGGAGGAAACAGGGAUAGGAGCUUUGGGGGCGCAUGCUUCAACUGCGGUCAAGCAGGUCACAGAUCGUCCGAAUGCCCUAAAAAACGUAACUAUUAGAUAUUACAUCUUCCUCUCCCCCACUUGCAGCGGUUUGUCUUGAGAUCAUUUCACAGAUCCUUAACUGUUUGGGCUAUGCAGUUUAUACAUUUAUGAUACAAUUAUGCUUACAUGUAAAUUUUAUGUAGACAUAUGUAUGUGUGUUUGGUAUCUCAUUGUUUCCCACCUUGAUCUAAUGUCCUAUAGAAUAGAUAUAUUGCCAUUUC
This is a messenger RNA of Cuscuta campestris, 2693 nucleotides long. NCBI's taxonomy places the organism in Eukaryota, Viridiplantae, Streptophyta, Magnoliopsida, Solanales, Convolvulaceae. The record is from the annotation of a GenBank genome assembly.